CUGCAGCCGCCUGGCCAGCGCUCUCCGAAACCCCCUUCCCCACUGCCGGUUCGUUCAGGGGGGGUGGGGGGUCGCAACUAAGCCACCGAGUGCGGAUACAGUGACACGGCACAAACCCGCUCCCUCGUCCACUACAAUACCCAUGACUGACGAACAGUGUCGGGGACGCUUCACUGCAUGCCGUCACUCUGGUCUCGGGCGUUCCAUUGUUUUGCCACCAGGCACCGCCCACCGCCUUGACCUUCGGAACUUCAACCGCAAUCCAUCGACCAACAUCAACAGCCUUCCAUCCCUUCCAACCUUCAAGGGGGGGCCCUCUACCCUGCAGCACCACUUUCGAAUGGUCCACAAACGCUCUCCUGCUGCCCAUACGAAUCGUCACGCUGUCAAUUCUCUCGCCCACUCACCAGCAAUCACCAUGGGAGACGUCAUGGCGUUGAAGUUGAGAAAAGACCGACGAGCAGCAUCAUGUGUAAUCGUCUAGCAUCGCUGCUCUGACCCUAUCGUACCGGAUGCCCGGCGGCUGAGGGGAGCAAACAAAUGCGGCACCCUAGGGAGGGGCUUUGUGGAUUCCUAUCGAUAUGACUCGCUCUGGCCCAAUGGGCUAUAUCAUCAAGACACGAACACAAGUAAUCAAGCGUCACACUGACGACCCUUCGGCCUGGUCAGGAAAGUGUACCAAGAACCUACAAUGAAAAAUUCAUGGAGUUACAGAGAAAAUGUCGCGACGGCCCCACAGAACAUCCAAGGCAGGGAAAAAAAAAAAGAAGCAAGGCGCUUGAAUCGCC
Colletotrichum destructivum is the source of this 788-nucleotide messenger RNA. RefSeq lists its product as uncharacterized. Lineage: Eukaryota; Fungi; Ascomycota; Sordariomycetes; Glomerellales; Glomerellaceae. The record is from RefSeq and is a predicted model, not a curated record. Bases 143 to 484 code for a protein of 113 amino acids. The transcript has a single exon.